Molecule: messenger RNA, 4525 nt
Organism: Vespula pensylvanica (western yellowjacket)
Lineage: Eukaryota; Metazoa; Arthropoda; Insecta; Hymenoptera; Vespidae
Gene: Ac3
Product: adenylate cyclase type 3
Exons: 10
Coding region: 491-3592 (1033 amino acids)
Biological process (GO): intracellular signal transduction; cAMP biosynthetic process; adenylate cyclase-activating G protein-coupled receptor signaling pathway
Molecular function (GO): adenylate cyclase activity
Source: RefSeq, a predicted model, not a curated record
AGAGAGAGAGAAGAGAAGAGAAGAGAAGAGAAGAGAAGUCGAGGAAAAGACAGGAACGGUAGUAGCAACCUGGGCAGUUCCUCACGCGCGCGGGUGCAGGUGCACAUCGAAGAGGAGGCCGGCCCGGUGCUGAAUGUGUGUGUCUGUGGGUGCAUGAAAAUUCAGCGUGUAUGUUCCUUGAUUUUUUCGUGGAUCGGUGCGUGAGUAAUUGACCAAAAGAACUAAGGAGAAAAGUAUAAGGAAAGAAUGUUAAAAAAAAUUGUCAAGACAAGAAAAUUAAAAGAUUCGAGUCGAGUGAACGAGUGAAAGAAACAGAAGGAAGAGCGCGCGCGCAAGGGAGAGAGAGAGAGAAAGAAAGAGAGAGAAAAAGAGUGAGCAGGACUUGACCUCGCCCACCCUAAAUCUAAGUGAGCUAGCGAGCGAGCUUUCCCAAGAAAAACAGUUCGAAGAGAAUCAACGAGAAGAGACUUUUAAGUUACAAUAGCAACGUAUGACGAUUAAAGUCUUCGAUUACUUCCCAAUUAACGAGAUAAGAAAGAUUAAAAGAAAGGAAAGAUGCGGUAUAUCUGAUAAUGUGAACUGUGUGAUUUCCGACGCCAUGUCCCAGACACUGAAAACUUCAAACGAGGAGUCUUACCUGAAUUCCGGCAGGCCGUCGAAAUUGUUGAGAACCAACUUCAGUAACGUCAAGCUCGAGCGGCUCUAUCGUGCUUCGUCCCUUCAACAGAGACGCGGUGGCCUUCAGUGCUUCCUCUUAUCAGCUGUUCUUUACGGAGCUUAUACGGUAGCCUCACCUGAGCCGGAACUACCGGCUCGAGGACUCACGGUUGUCUUCCUCGGUCUGAACCUGGGUUUACUGGCAUGGGCGGGACACGGAACACGGGCCAGAGACGGCUUGUGGGCCGCCGUUCCCCACGUGGCAUGGUGGCUUUCUACCGGACAGUUGCUCGCUCAACUGUUUCUCAAAUCGGGCGAGGUCACGCCCAGGGAUGGACUAGGAUGGUUCCUGCUGUUCCUUUAUCUCUUAUUCGCUACUCUACCCCUUAGACUAUCCUUCUGCUUCUUGUUGGCGUUCGCUACGGCUGCGGCUUACAUGGUCACCGUCUUUAGACUCUCCAGAAUGUCGAUCUUCACUAUCAUCGACGUUCUGAUCCUGACGGUGACACUCUCCGCUGGCGUCGCUAUUUUGGGUGCUUCCAGCUACUCCCUGGCGGAGUUCCAACAACGUCGAGCCUUUCUGGAGACAAGACAAAGCUUGGAAGUGCAAUUGGUGAUCGAGGAACAAAGCGCGGAACAGGAAAGGCUACUUCUCAGUGUCCUGCCGGAACAUGUGGCCGUCAAAAUGCGACAGGAUUUGGGAGCGUGCAUGGACACGCAGUUCAAGAAAAUCUAUAUGUCGAGACACGAGAAUGUCUCGAUACUUUACGCCGAUAUCGUUGGUUUCACAGCGAUAUCAUCGACCUACAGUGCGAGCGAAUUGGUCAAAAUACUCAACGAGCUGUUCGCACGAUUCGAUCAACUCAGCGAACGAUAUGAACAGUUACGCAUCAAAAUCCUUGGUGAUUGUUACUAUUGCAUAAGCGGUGCACCCGUCGAGAGGUCGGACCAUGCGGUGCUUUGCGUGCACAUGGGUCUCUCGAUGGUCGAGGCUAUAAAAUACGUUCGACAGACGACCAAUAGUCCCGUCGACAUGAGGGUAGGCAUACAUACAGGCGCAGUUCUAGCUGGCGUUCUUGGUCAACGGCAAUGGCAAUUCGACGUUUACAGUAAAGACGUUGAACUUGCUAAUAAAAUGGAGAGCAGCGGAAAAGCCGGGAGAGUUCAUGUUUCCAACGUGACUUUGAGUUUCCUCAACCACGAAUUUGAAAUCGAGCCGGCGUUUGGCGAGCAAAGAGAAGACGCGCUUAAGAAGGCUGGAAUCGUCACCUACUUCAUAGUCAGAGCUUUAAAACCUUUUAAACCAGCGAUAACGAAAAGCCUGGCAUCGUUGAACGACGAAUCUUCUCAAAAAAUAAUGGAUGACAAUCAGGAAAAGAAAAAUAGCAAAGAAGACUCCGAGGAGUUCACGCAAAGAUUGAGAAAGGAAUUGGAUAACAAAGGUGGGGGUGCCGACCUGAAGGGUUACGCAUCGUGGUUGACGUUGCAUUUCAAGGAUCCGAUUCUGGAAAGAGCCUUUCAAAGCGCCGAGGAAACUUUCUCACCUUUAUCUGUGUUAGGUGGACCUUUGGUGAUGGUAUGUGCAUCACCGCUAUGGAGAUUACAGCCAUGGGGACCUUUUACUUGGGGUGGUGCAGGAGUGGUUAUUCUCUUCGGAAUCGUUCUAGCAGGUGCUACGUGUCUUGGAAGUGCAAUAAGAGCGACAUGGUUGAGGAGAAUCCUUACGUUGCUGAUGAUUUUGUCUCUCAGCGACUUCUUACUUCUCGACAUGGGUAACUGUGCGAUCAUCGAAGAAGAAAAACCAAAAGGAAACAUGUCGAACUGGCAACUUCCUUUACGUUGUCCCUAUCCUUCCUAUUACUCUUACAUCGGUGUGUUUGCUCUGAUAGCGAUUUCUAUGCCAACGUAUCUUUGCUAUAUUGGAAAGGCAUUGCUGAUGUACCUUCUGGCCGGUGCGCAAUGUUUUAUCAAUAUAGUAUUCCUCAAAUCUAGCCUGGAAAGGGAGGAUAUGGCAACCUCACCACCUGGUCCAAUUUCAUUUCCUUUAAGAUAUUCCUUGUCGGUUACUCUGUUCAUCGUCGCUACUUCCUUGGUCAUCGUAGCUAGAUACACCGAGAAAGCGAGGAGAAUGCUGUAUCUUCGUGGACGAGAGGUAGCAGCUCAGAGAGAAAGAGCCGCUGAUAUGAAACGAAGGAAUGGAGCGUUAAUAUACAAUAUUUUACCACCUCACGUGGCAACCUAUUUUCUCUCAAGUGCGAGGCAUCACGACGAUCUCUACAGUCAGAGUUACGCCGAAGUUGGUGUACUAUUUGCUAGUAUGCCCAAUUUCGCCGAUUUUUACAGCGAGGAAAGUAUCAAUAAUCAAGGACUCGAGUGUCUAAGGUUUCUUAACGAAGUGAUCUCCGACUUUGAUGCUAUCUUGGAUCAAAAUAAAUUCAAGAACAUCAUUAAGAUCAAAACAAUAGGCUCAACUUAUAUGGCUGCCUCGGGUAUAACGGAAACAACAGAGACCGAAGAUAGUCCAAAAUGGGCUCACCUUUCAAUCCUCGUAGAAUUUGCUUUGGAAUUAAAGAAGGCUCUUUCGAGUAUUAACGAACAGAGCUUCAAUCAUUUCGUCCUAAAAAUGGGUAUUAAUCAUGGCCCGGUAACUGCCGGUGUUAUUGGUGCUCGAAAGCCUCAUUACGAUAUUUGGGGUAACACGGUAAACGUUGCUUCGCGAAUGGAAAGCACAGGAAAGGUUGGAUGUAUUCAGGUUACAGACGAGACGCGGAUGAUUUUGGAACCGUUUGGAUUUGGUUUCGAACAACGUGGCCUCGUCUUCGUCAAAGGAAAGGGUGAACUGUUCACGCACUAUUUGGUAUCUAAAGAUGGAGUGUCCCUCGAACUCGAUAGCGACCUUCCUAUCGAGCCAGCUCAUCCGAUUAUUUAUCAGUAACGAAAUUGGAGGCACUAAUGUCGUCAAAAAUUAAUAGUUCGUUGAUCGUUCAUCGAUUGUUCCGAGAAAAACGAUGUUAUAGGGAUAGUUCAUAUCUGUUCCUUUCUCUUUUUCUGUAUUGUCUCUCUCUUUCUCUCUCUCUCUCUCUCUCUCUCUCGCUCUCUUCUACCUGUCUCUCUCGCUCUUUCUAACGCUUUUUUCUCGCUCAUUCUAGUCUUUCAUUAGAACUUACAAUUCGUAUUCGUGUUCAUAUAUAAUUACGGUUUAAAAUACUUAAACAAAAGGGUAAAAAAUCCCAAUAUAAAAUAAUUUCAUUAUUUAAAGAGAUCGUAAACUCGAGCUUCCUCUAGCCGAUGUAAUUUAUUUUUUUACACCCCAAAUCGUCGAGUUUAUCAUAGCACAAAAUGACACGAGUACGUGCAACGCACAGAGUAUUACAUUAAGGAGAAAAAAUAGAAACAGAGAGAUGCGAGUGCGAAAGGGAGGGAAAGAGAAGAGAGAAGAGAAAGUAAGAGGGAGAGGGUUGGGAAGUGAGCAGAGAAAAAGAGUAGGCGGAGGUGGGUGAUUAAAGGACAAAAGCAGGUAAUAGAAAGUUUGCAGAAAAAAAGGAACGGUAAAGUACGGCCUAAGCGCGAACGAAGCGAAUAAUUAAAAAAAGAAAAAGGAAAAAAGAUGGAAUGAUACACGAAGAAAGAAAAAUGUUAAAAAAAGAAAAGGAAAAAGAGGGAAAAAAAGAAAAAAAAAGAGAGAUGGUCGUAAUCUCCAAUAGAAAUAACCCAAAUUCUUGAUUUAUAUACGAAUUCACGAUUUUUCCGAAAGAAACAUCCUAAAUCUUUUGCUGCUGCUACGCUAACGAUAAAAAUUAUUCUUUAAAUAAACUGUAUUGUUUAAACGAUCGAAACAAUAAUAGGAAAGGAGAGAAAAGCCCAUAAU